AUGCCACUUGAUAUUUAUUACCAAAAUACUACAAACAUAAUUAAUAUCCCAUUUCCUCCAUCUAUUAGUGUAGAUGAAAUUGUACAAAUUCAUAUAAACAAUGACAUUAAGAAUGUAAACCAAACAAUGAAUGCGUUUAUGAUUUAUCGAAAAGAAUAUAAUCACGUAGUUGCAAAAUUUAAUCUUUUAAGUAAAGAUGUAUCUAAAUUUGUCAGCAUUUCAUGGAAAAAUGAACCAGAAGAUGUUAAAGACUAUUAUCGACAGAUGGCAAAAGAAGUAAAAAAAUGUUUCAAAGAAAAGGUUCCUUCUCUUUGUUUUAUCAAUAGUAAUAUAACAAAUGAUAAUCAAGAUACCUCUAAUCCUUCGCUUGAUAUGGAUCAAAACUUUCCUCCACCCCUUAAUAUAAAACAUCCUCUUGUAUCUAGAAAUGAUCUUCUUGAAUAUGUGACUAUGGAUGAAGAAAAAUUUAUGGACCAUCUUUCUGAAGAAAUGGCAUUAACUUAUAAGGCAAUUAGUCAAUCGUUGAAGUAA
Messenger RNA from Diversispora eburnea, 531 nucleotides. NCBI's taxonomy places the organism in Eukaryota, Fungi, Glomeromycota, Glomeromycetes, Diversisporales, Diversisporaceae. The record is from the annotation of a GenBank genome assembly.